AUGCUCUUCUUUUUGGGAGUUGUUUUUUAUUUGUCUCUUCCGCCUUACAUGAAAGAGGCGGAGCCGGUGACUACAGAGGAAAGAAUGCGCGCCAGAAGCUACGGGAACUACUUCAUGGCCUUCGCCUUCGCCUGGGGAGUCGCCGGCGCCGUCUCUCAGGGACCUGCAGCAGCAGCACACAAGCAGCAGCAAGAAAGUCUUUUGCUGCGGAAGAAAACCCUCCAUUCCGACCCGCCUCUGGCAGGGGAGAUUUUGCUGUCGUGUCCUGUAGGGUUUGAGAUGAUGGAGGGGGAGUGCGUCAAAGUCCACGUCGUCAAACCCCAGGUCGUCUGCCCCUACGGCUCUUUUCAAAACCAACAAGGCGCUUGUGUCUUGACAGACUCCGUCUUGCCGGAGAGGGUUUGCCCCUCGGGGUUUGAGCCGUACGAUAAGGGCUGCGUGCGGCGCACGGCGAUUCAGCCAGUGCCUCUGUGUCCCCCCGACUUUUACCCAGUGUUUGGGGAAGGAGCAGCAGCAGCAGCAGCAGCAGCAGCAUGUCGAAAAGAAGUUGCAGAAAACCCUCUUUGGAGCUGCAGCAGCGGCACUGCAACACAACCUGGAGUCUGCGAACUCACAGAGCAGCAGCAGCCAGUCUUCCUCUGUCCCGACGGAUUCGCUCUUCAAGACGGCUCUUGCGUGCGUUGGUCUCGGAGCGCAGCAACUCUGUCUUGCCCGCCGGGCUUCGUGUUCCUGCCUGCUGCUGCUGCUCCUGCUGCUGCUGCUGCUGCUGCUGCUCCGCUGUGCGUGCUGGAGACAGAAACUGCGGGCAACCUCUCGUGCGCGCCGCCCUUCCAGCUGCAGCACGGAGUCUGCGUGCUGCGGCAGCAGCAGCAGCCGCAGCCGCAGUGCCGCGUGGGGUUUAAGUACGACAGCAGCAGGAAGCUCUGCAGCAAACUGCUGCUGGGCAAAGCCCUGGCUGUUUGCCCCGAGGGCUGGCAGUAUGAUGCAGCAGCAGCAAAAUGUCUGCAAGAGAAAACCCCCACUUUCAUUUGUCCCCCCAGCAGCAACCACCACCUCACCAAAGCAGCAGCACCAACUCUUGCUGCAGACGCAUGCGCAGCAGAAGUCACUGAGGAGCCUUUCUUUGCGUGCGCCGAGGACCAAAACACCAUUGCUGCUGCUGCUGCUGCGCCUCCCCCCGCUGCAGCUGCUGCUGCUCCUGCUGCUGCAGCGGACGGCAAAGACGGGGACCUCCUCGUCCUCCCGCAGCACGAGAAAGGGCUGCACGACCCAGCAGCAGCAGCAGCAGCAGCAGCAGCAGGGAAGGGCGUCCAGCUGGAAGAGGUGCUGCUGCCGGACCCAGUGGCCCUCCACACAAAGGACGACAAAGCAGCGGCAGCAGCAGCAGCAGCAGUAGUAGCAGCAGCAGCAGCAGCAGGGGAGGCGUACGAGGAGAGCAGCAGCAGCAAAAAGGGCUGGGGGCCCCUCAGCAGCAAAUGGGGGGCCCCCCUGCUGGACCCCCGAGCUGCGCAGCUGGCCAGCAGCAGCAAAGUGCAUGCACUGGCUUUUAAAGAAGCAAAUAAAGAAGUUGAAAAGAAAGAAAUAAAAAGAAAAGAAAUUGAAGAAAAGAAAGAAAUAAAAAGAAAAGAAACCGAAAAGAAAGAAGCAAAAGGCACAAAAGCAAAAGAAGCAGCAGCAGCAGCAGCAGCAGCAAAGACAGAAGCAAGAAGCAAAAACCUCCCGCAGCAAAAAGACACCAAAAGGGACACAACUGCAGCAGCAAAGGAGACACAAAAGGCAGCAAAAAAGGAGACAGAAAAGGAAAUCAAAAAGGAGGAAAAGAAAAAAGAUACAAAAAAAGAAAUUCCAGAAAAUGAAAAUCCAAAAGAGACACAAAAAGCUGAAUGGCAAAAAAGGGUUUGGGCCCCCCCGCAGGGCCUCGCAAGGCGGCAGCUUGCUGCUGCAGGGGCCCCCUUUGCUGCUGCUGCUGCUGCUGCUGGCAGCAGCAGCAGCAGCAGCAAAAAGAUCGGCGCGGACAAAGCCCUGCGGCUUGAGUGUCCCCCCGGCAGCACCUUGACUGCUGCUGCUGCUGCUGCUGCUGCUGCUGCUGCUGCUCCUGAGGAGCUGCUGCUUGUGGGGCCCCACAAGCUGGGCCAGAGCUCAGAGUGGGGCAAGGAAGAAAGCUGGAAGGCCCUGGAGGGCCCCUUCCUCCCCACAGCAGCAGCAGCAGCAGCAGCAGCAGCAGCAGCAGCAGCUAGCUUCGGGGGCCCCACAUGCAUGCGCAGCCUCAAAGAACCCCCCCAGGCUUCCUGCGAUAUCUCCGGCGCCAAACUGCAGCCCGACGGCUCCUGCAUGGGGCACGAAGUGGUGGAGGCGACGCCCACGUGCAGCGGGGAGUUUCUGUUUAACCCCUCGAGCGGGUUUUGCGAAGUGUCUCAUGUUGCUGCUGCUGCUGCUGCUUGUCCCGAGGGUUUGCUGUUUGACCCGCAGCUGCUGCUGUGCACUGGUGCUGCUGCUGCAGCAGCAGAACUCACCUGCCCCGAGGGCUACCAGCUGCAGCACGCGCUGCCGCAGGACCCGAAGGAGCUGCUGGGGGACCGCGACGGCGCAGCAGCAGGAGCAGCAGCAGCAGGAGCAGCAAAGAGCCGCAAGAAAGGCAAGAAGCCAGCAGCAACAAACUGGGGAAAUGUUCAUUGUGUCUUGACUGAACUUGCUGCUGUUCAAAUCAUUUGUCCUGUUGGAUAUUCUCUGGAAAAAAACAAAAUGGGAAAAGCUGAAAGCUGCGUCGCCCACAAAGAAGCCAAGCCCUCCUUCACCUGCGAGGCCGGGUACUUCCUGGUGGGCGGCGACUGCGUGAAGCACAUAAGGGCUUCUCCCACUGCUGUGGACCGCCAGGGUUUUGCUUUUCCUUGUCAGCUGCGGGGCGGCGGGGCUGCAUGCGGCUUGAAGAGUCCCUGGGUUGCUGCUGUUGAAGAAGCAGCAGUUGGAGACGCCUCCCGCUUCCCCUUCCACUCCAAGUGA
Molecule: messenger RNA, 3000 nt
Organism: Eimeria tenella
Lineage: Eukaryota; Apicomplexa; Conoidasida; Eucoccidiorida; Eimeriidae
Exons: 9
Coding region: 1-3000 (999 amino acids)
Source: RefSeq, a predicted model, not a curated record